Cyclospora cayetanensis is the source of this 993-nucleotide messenger RNA. RefSeq names its product quinone oxidoreductase PIG3. The record is from RefSeq and is a predicted model, not a curated record. The transcript is spliced from 10 exons. NCBI's taxonomy places the organism in Eukaryota, Apicomplexa, Conoidasida, Eucoccidiorida, Eimeriidae. The coding region runs from base 76 to 993 and encodes 305 amino acids. Gene Ontology annotation, molecular function: oxidoreductase activity.
CUGUCAGAGGCCCCUAUCCCUCAGGUGCGACAAGGGCAGAUCCUCGUCAAGGUUGGCGCUGCAGGGGUAAAUCGAAUGGAUCUGAUGCAGAAAGCUGGCAAGUACCCCCCACCCCAAGGAGCUACAGAUAUCCUUGGACCUGAGGCUGCGGGAGUCGUUGUUUCUGGAAGCACCUUCCCUUAUGGAACUCCUGUUGCUUGCCUCCUUCCAGGAGGCGGAUAUGCGGAAUACGUUGCUGCAAGCCCUGAACUAUGCUUCCCCAUUCCCAGUAACCUUACAGUCGAAGAGGCGGCAUGCAUUCCAGAGAACUGGAUUACCGCCUAUCAGUUGCUGCAAGAAGUAGGAGGCUUAACGGACUUUCCAGCGAACGGAGGGAAACCAUCAGGAGUAAAGAGCAUCCUUGUGUAUGCAGCCGCAUCGGGGGUUGGCGUGGCUCUCCUGCAGAUUAUUCGGGCUUUCCUGCCGGGAGCGAAGGUGCUUGCCGUCGCAGGGACACCGGAGAAACUGCAGUGCGCUGAAAACCUCGGCGCGGCGGUUUCCUUGAACUACAAGCUGUUGGGAGACACCCUGGGUGACGAAGCACUAAAACGCACCGACGGACAAGGCGUGGACCUUGUCCUCGACUGCGUGGGGGCUUCUCUCUGGGAGCAAACUGUAAAAGCACUGCGUGUGGACGGCACAUGGAUCUUAUACGGCAGCCUAGGGGGGCAUCGUCUGUCGUUCUCCUUGGCGAGUUUGCUGCAAAAGCGGCUACGACUCCUAUCCACGACCUUGCGGAGCCGCAGUGAGAGCUACCAGAAAGAACUUGUCGCGAACUUUAAGCAAGACAUUCUCCCAAAACUCGCAGACGGGACACUUAAGGUCGUUGUUGACCGCACAUUCGGCGCGGAAGAGGCGGAAGAGGCGCACCAACGUCUUCAGGAGUCCGCAAACAUUGGCAAAGUCGUCAUUAUUUUGGACCGCGCCAUUGCAAGCUUGCACGGAACGCCUUAA